Molecule: messenger RNA, 3073 nt
Organism: Pollicipes pollicipes
Lineage: Eukaryota; Metazoa; Arthropoda; Thecostraca; Pollicipedomorpha; Pollicipedidae
Product: ankyrin repeat domain-containing protein 11
Exons: 10
Coding region: 175-2229 (684 amino acids)
Cellular component (GO): nucleoplasm
Molecular function (GO): protein binding
Source: RefSeq, a predicted model, not a curated record
CUUGCGUCGUGUUUCUGGCGUAAUUCCGCCGCGUUUUGAAUUUAAAAGUGGGUGGAUGUGGUCAGUGUGGUUGAUUGUUUACGUUCGCUGGGCUGGCAUGUUUCAACGUGGUCUGCUGAGUCCGUGGAGCUGAAUUUCGUAGUGUACUGAUUAUAUUCUGUUUAUAAUCAAGACAUGGACCAGAACCCCAUCGUGGUGCAGUCUCCUGUCACACCAAGACGAUUAGCGUACAUCCCGGAGCCGCCGGAGUCGGCCGGCUCGGUGCCGACGUCCAGCUGCCGCACACCCAUGUCCGAGAGGCAACAGCUGGCGCUUCUGCUGCAGAUGACGUCACCAGCAGCCGACUGGACGGCAUCGAGCGGUGAGGAGCCGGCGCCGGCCGCGCCGCCCGCCACGCCCGCGCUGCGCCGGCUGCACAAGCGCAACGAGCGCGGCGAGACCCGCCUGCACGUGGCCGCCAUCCGCGGCGACCGCCGCCUGGUGCGCCGGCUGCUCCGCGACGGUGCCGACGUGAACGCCACCGACUUCGCUGGCUGGACUCCCCUGCACGAGGCCUGCAUCCACGGCUGGUCGGGGGUGGCGCGCCAGCUGCUGGAGUCGGGCGCCGACGUCAACCGGCCGGGCCUGGACCGCGUGACGCCGCUGCACGACGCCGCGGGCAACAGCCGGCCGCGGCUGCUGGCCGCCGCGCUGCCCGUGCGCCGCCUGCUCGAGCGCGAUCCGGCCGCGCUCACCGAGCUCAGCGACACCGACGACGAGAACGAGACGGACUGCGAGGACGACAAGGAGAACCAGCCGUCGCCGCCGCCGCGCCGGCCCACGCGCCUGAGCCGCCGCAUCGGCCGGCUGGCGCAGGCGGACGCCAUGGACCAGUCGGAGUCGUCCGCCGCCGACCUGUACGACUUCAAGCCGGAGCAGGAGGGCGACGCGCCGUCCGGCGAGCGCGCCGCCGAGCCCGACAAGAAGGACGACAAGAAGGAGCCCAAGCCCGGCAGUCCGCCGAAGGCGGAGGAGGUGAAGACGGAGGACGGCAAGCGGCCGUCGAGCGAGAUGGACGACGCCGACGCCGAGGAGGGCAGCAAGAAAAAGAAGAAGAAGGAGGAGACGCCGAAGCCCGCGGCCAAGAACGGCAAGGGCGCCGACAAGGCGGGAAAGUCGGCAGGCAAGGCGACGGGCGGCGGCAAGGGCGGCAAGGGCUACGGCAGCGGCAGCGACCGGCGCAGUCCGACGGGGUCUCAGGGCGCCAGCACGCCGCCCAAGAGCAAACCGACCAGCCGCACCACCUCCGACGACAGCGACGGCGACGAGCGGCGCGAGGCGGGCCCCAAGGUGCCGCCGCUCAAGAUCGUCAUCAAUGCCGCCAGCGCCGAACAGGAGGUGGCCAAGGGCAAGGGCCCGGCCGGCGCGCGCCUGCCGUAUGUGGUGCCGUCACAGGCGGAGACGGACACGGACGAGGCGGGCGGCGAGCCAGGCGCGCAGCCGGGCGCUGGCGCUGGCGGCGGCGGUGGUGGCGGCACGGCCACGCCGCCCGCUGACCCCCCCUUCAUGAACAACUACAAGGCGUUCCAGGAGAUCCGCCGGCAGAUCGACCGGCGGCGGCGUGAGCUGUUCCCCAUUACGCCCAAGCCGCCGCGCGGCUUCAAGGACUACCUCAUCAACCGGGCGACGUACGUGCUAGCGGGCAACGUGCAGUCGCGCCUGUCCGUGCCGACCAUGGCGCCGCCGGCCAGUCUGGCGCCCGGCAUGAAGGAGCUCUUUGUCGACCAGGAGAUCGAGCGCUACAAACUUCGGCUACAGCACAUCAUCGAGAAGGAGAAGCUGGUGCUGACGGUAGAGCAGGAGAUCCUGCGCGUGCACGGCCGGGCGGCGCGCGCGCUCGCCAACCAGGCGCUGCCGUUCAGCGCCUGCACCAUCCUGCGCGACGAGGAGGUCUACAACCUGGCCACGCCCGAGCAGGAGGAGAAGGACCGCAACGUGCGCGACCGCUACAACGGCCGUCAGUUCUUCAGCUGGCUCCAGGACGUGGACGACAAGUGGGAGAAGAUCAAGGAGGGCAUGGUGCUGCGACACCACAACGAGGCGGAGUCGCUGCAUGCCGUGCAGAAGAUGGACUGGGAGUGGAAGCUCAAGGAGAUCGGCGCGUGCGACCCGCGCACCACCCCCAACAUCGACGAGCUGCAUGUGCCCAUGGUUAAGGUCAUUGACGAUUUCGACAUGCCGCCGUCUUGAGCGGCCGGCGACAGAACUUGUGUUGGCUGUGCGUAGUUAUAGAUGGCGCUAGUGUCGCGAUGUACUGCGGUAAAGUUGCGCGCGCGCGCCAUGUUGUUGAGAGCUUAAAGCGACAGUUGAUUCCGAUGUCACGUUGUGGUGGUGUAAAGAGGUGCUCAGAGUCGGGGUAUCUCGCUGCUGCGCUGCCGGAGGAUAUGAUGCUCACGGUUUGGUGUGCGCCUUGUAGAAUCUGUUGGGAGCCGGCCCCCCGCCUGGCACGCCGAGGGUAUGUACUGUGGCGCCGUUGUGACCGUGACGCUGUCGUGACGCCGUUGGUCGUGCUGCGAGUGAGCCGCGCGCGCGCCUGCGGGGCUCGGACCAUUCGUUACGUGUUCUUCCGGCUGGCGGCCUCUGCCUGUGUCGCUGUCGACGCCCGAUUCUGAGCCCGGCGCUCCUGGAGAGCCUCGGUGACUACCCAGCGCUGCCGGCCAGUGACGUCUCGCCGCGGCGGUCAAGGUUGCUGAGCUGGCCGCCGGGUGGUGUACCUCAGCCGCUGGCGCUCCUGGAGAGCCUCGGUGACCACCCGUCGCCGCCAGCCAGUGACGUCUCGCCGCAGCGGUCAAGGUCGCUGGGCUGGCCGCCGGGUGGUGUACCUCAGCCGUUGGCGCUGCUGGAGCCCGGCGCGUCGUGUCUCUGUAUUCCAGGUGUGGUGUCAUGGGUGGUAUGUGUGCGUGUCUCGGUGUGUCGGUGGGUCUGGUUCAGUUGCUGCCGGCUCUCCCAGCAGCUGGCUCGGGCGCCCUGUGGACAAUCAAUGCAGCAUGUUGUUGUGUAUAUGGCCAAAUGUUGAAUAUACGACAAAGCGAUC